Molecule: messenger RNA, 2291 nt
Organism: Oncorhynchus gorbuscha (pink salmon)
Lineage: Eukaryota; Metazoa; Chordata; Actinopteri; Salmoniformes; Salmonidae
Gene: mkrn2
Product: makorin, ring finger protein, 2
Exons: 8
Coding region: 126-1448 (440 amino acids)
Biological process (GO): protein polyubiquitination
Molecular function (GO): metal ion binding; ubiquitin protein ligase activity
Source: RefSeq, a predicted model, not a curated record
AACCUUCCCCUCGGAACCUUUCGUUCGUCGAAUCUGGGGGUUUUAUAGGCGGGAGUUUUUGCUUGCACUCAAACGUGACAACGGGAACAUCAAUACCGUUGCACCAAUGUUAUUGAGCAUAAAAAAUGAACACGAAGCAAGUCACCUGCAGGUAUUUUCUCCACGGAGUCUGCCGAGAGGGGAAUAGAUGCAUGUUCUCUCAUGACCUGACCACUAGUAAACCUUCAACCAUCUGUAAGUUCUACCAGAGAGGUGUGUGUGCCUACGGAGACCGCUGCAGGUAUGACCACAUCAAGCCGGCUGGUGGUGGUGGUGGUGGUGGUGGAGGGGGGAGAGGUCUGCCCAUGGACCUCCCUAACAGAAACCCCAUCACUGCUGGGGCCUUCAUCCCCCCUGGUGUUGCUGUCCCGGGACAUCCAGGCAACUCUGCACCCCCACCCAGGCACAAUGGAGGGAAGAAACCCCUGGUGCUGAGAGAUAGAGCCCAGGGCUGUGACAGCAGAAUGAUGCCUUAUGGUGGAGAUGGCCCAGAGGUAACCGAGGCGGAGUGUUGGGCAGAAUACCAUGAAAACGGCGCCCAUGCCAAACCUCAUUCCUACCUGGACGCCAUCAGGACCAGUCUGGAGUGUUCUGCCACGGCCAGCCCCUACCCACUCCCUGUCUCUGUCCCCUGCCCCCAGCAACAGCUCUGUCCCUCUGCUGCUGCAGGACAGUGUCACUAUGGAAACACCUGUCCCUAUCUCCAUGGUGACCUGUGUGACAUUUGCAGGCUGCAGGUGCUCCACCCACACGACCCUGAGCAGAGGAGAGCUCACGAGAAGAUGUGUAUGUUGGUGUUUGAGGCGGACAUGGAGAAGGCGUUUGCAGCGCAGCACAGCCAGGACAAGGUGUGUUCUAUCUGUAUGGAGGUGGUUUAUGAGAAAGCUGCUGCCUCUGAGAGACGCUUCGGGAUCCUCUCUUCCUGCUGCCACACAUACUGCCUCUCCUGCAUCCGCCAGUGGCGCUGCGCCAAGCAGUUUGAGAACAAGAUCAUCAAGUCAUGUCCAGAGUGCAGAGUGGUAUCUGAGUUUGUCAUCCCCAGUGUGUACUGGGUGGAGGACCAGGAUGAGAAGAACAGACUGAUAGAGGACUUCAAGUCUGGAGUCAGUAAGAAGCCGUGUAAAUACUUUGACCAGGGCCGGGGAACCUGUCCGUUUGGAGGGAAGUGUUUCUACAUGCAUGCUUACCCUGAUGGAACGCGGGCCGAGCCGGACAAACCCCGCAAGCAGCUGGGCUCUGAGGGGAACGUGAGGUUCCUGAACUCUGUGCGUCUGUGGGACUUCAUUGAGGAUCGCGAGCAGCGCAGCGUUGCCCAACCGCAAGACGAGGUCAGCGAACUGAGAGAACUCUUCAUGCAGAUGUCUGGUCCAGGAAGGGAGGAGAGCAGCGGGGUGUCUGCCCAGCCCUGAGCGCUCAACAUGGGGCCCAAACUACCCGUUACCCAGUCUAGCACUCUGACCAACGGCUCAAACUGCAAACAUACAACACUGGAGAAUAACGUGUACUCACUAGUAAGCCUUUCAUGUUGAUGGUUUGAGGCUUUUUUUAAAUUAUAUUUUUUAAUCAUGGUACAUGUGUGUGUUAAGUAGUAAAUCUGUACAUAGAGCUGUAAUGGUUCUGAUAUGCUUUAGAUGGUCAUAUAGAUCAGCCUUUCAGUCAGGCGACAUGAUAGUGGUGUUACAGGAAGGUUACGUGAGAAACAUCUAAUUAAUGCACACAAGUCUGUUUGACUCAAUUUCAUGAAAUUUUGGCGUGUUAAUUUAGACCGUUACAUUUCUGUUGUCCAGGUAGCUAGUUCUUCCUAGAAGAACUGUUUAGUGUUGAUGGAUUCUCACAGAGGUUUAGCAACUUAUCGGUAUAAAAUAAUAAUGGUGACCUUAUCCCAUAUCUGUAGUAAGACAAUAAAGCAGACAUCUACUGUUGAAACUGCCUGGGGUGACGAACCUAUAGCAGGGAGUCUGUCUGGUGUCUAGAUAUUAUGCUACAGUGCUUCAUGUAUAUUCUAUGGUAAAUCAUUCAUUACUAUGUUGGCUUCUAAUGUAUUUAUCCAAUAGGAGUCCAUUCAUUGAAUAAAUCAAAUGUUUGACAGCGCUGUAGUGUUUUAUAACCUAUGGUUUAAUGAAUGGAAUAACUUUGAUAAGGCCUGACAUAGAACUUCACAACCAUGGUGUGUGUUCUGUUUCAGUUCAUUCAGUCUAUAUAUUUGGCUUUGUUUAUUCAUUGUAUUUUAAUAAAAUAAUCUUUCAGGUUUA